AUGACAAAAUUGUCUGUUUUAUUUUUAUUAUUUUUCCAUGGACAACUUCCCCUCAUCUUUGGCCAGCAGCAACGCGCAGCUGGACCCUGGCUGCACCGGAUUCAGUGGGAGAACAACGGGCAGGUUUAUAGUUUAAUGAGCACCGGGUCAGAGUACCAUGCUCCGGUUCAGUCCAGAAGCCAGUCCAGGCUGUAUGUUACCGGCAGGAGGGACAGCAUGCCAGCAGCUCACAGAGGAGCGACGCCCGUACGACCCGUGCCGGCUGAGUCCAGACAGUCCAGGACUGGUCACAGUGCAGAGUCGAGACCCAUUGCGUCAGUGCGCGAUGUUAGACAGUAUGCGCCUUUUAAUGGCCGUUCUCGAGGUGCUCGUCGCUUUAACUCUGCACACUCCACCGCCAUCAACGCCUCUGCACCGGGGAGGUCUGCAGAUUUGGCAGGCAGGAGAGGAGGUGCCGGUGUGGGUGCGACUGCACUGCACACCAGAGGAGGAGAACCAGGACCUGGUACGCAGUACCAACAGUUACGCGCGCUGCCAGACGCGAUGUCUUCCUCCAGGCAACCCGCACAGACAGGUCAAUCCAUCUCACAUCCCACAACUCUGGAAAGGGAAUUCGAGGCUCCUGCUCCAUCCCCUGCUCUAAGUGAGGAUGCUUCAAACGAGGCCAACGGUAAUGCAGAGGACAUGGUUAAUGACGACCCUCGAAACCUGUUAAAAAACCACAGGAAUUCGGUUUUCUACAACUUCUAUCCUACAAGAGGGAGGUCAGUGGCCCGCACGCGUCGUCCGCCCGGCACAGGGUAUGGAACAAGAUAUUUCCAAAAUGGACUCCCAGACCUCAUACCAGACCCAUAUGCCAUCCAAGCAGGUGCUUAUAUCCAACGCAUGCAGAUGUUUGCGCUCCGCUGUGCCGCUGAGGAGAACUGUCUAGCCAGGUCGGCUUAUGGACCUGCCGUGAGAGACAUUGACUUCAGAGUCCUCCUGCGGUUCCCCCAGAAAGUAAAGAACCAAGGCACCACUGACUUCCUUCCUGUCAAGCCGAGAUAUCAGUGGGAUUGGCACAGCUGUCACCAACACUUCCACAGCAUGGAGGCCUUCAGUAACUACGACCUGCUGGACAUCGUCACUGGACAGAAAGUUGCCGAGGGACACAAGGCCAGUUUUUGCCUGGAGGACACAGGCUGUGACCCCGGAAUCAGGCGGCGCUACGCCUGUACGUCGCAUACACAAGGACUGAGUCCAGGAUGUUAUGACAUUUACGCUGCAAACAUCGACUGUCAAUGGAUCGACAUCACUGAUGUACCUCCAGGAAACUACAUCUUGAAGGUUACUGUCAAUCCCAAUUUCCACAUCCUAGAGUCAGACUUCACCAACAACAUAGUGAGAUGUGAUAUCAUAUACACAGGAACUUAUGUUCAGACACGCAACUGUCGAGUAUCAAGGAGUUGAAAUCCUCCAUUUCAAGUAUUCUCUGCAGGAAUUCUGUAGCAAACAUCUCUCCCAAUGCUGCGCAGCAACAUCGACUGUAUGACUAACAAAAAGUGC
Messenger RNA from Cyclopterus lumpus (lumpfish), 1545 nucleotides. RefSeq names its product lysyl oxidase-like 5b (gene loxl5b). The transcript is spliced from 8 exons. Gene Ontology annotation, biological process: peptidyl-lysine oxidation. Gene Ontology annotation, molecular function: protein-lysine 6-oxidase activity; copper ion binding. The record is from RefSeq and is a predicted model, not a curated record. Bases 1 to 1449 code for a protein of 482 amino acids. Lineage: Eukaryota; Metazoa; Chordata; Actinopteri; Perciformes; Cyclopteridae.